Molecule: messenger RNA, 2357 nt
Organism: Neodiprion fabricii
Lineage: Eukaryota; Metazoa; Arthropoda; Insecta; Hymenoptera; Diprionidae
Gene: Lmx1a
Product: LIM homeobox transcription factor 1-beta
Exons: 5
Coding region: 616-1815 (399 amino acids)
Biological process (GO): neuron differentiation; regulation of transcription by RNA polymerase II
Cellular component (GO): nucleus
Molecular function (GO): RNA polymerase II transcription regulatory region sequence-specific DNA binding; DNA-binding transcription factor activity, RNA polymerase II-specific
Source: RefSeq, a predicted model, not a curated record
CGCCACGCCGACGGUGCACGACGAGGAAGACACCAGCUGGACAACGACGACGGCGUCGACGACGACGACGGUCACUGUUUGCGGAUCAACGUGUCCUUGGCAUCGGAGGAUCGAUUGGCAACAUCGGAUGAAAACCCUUUUACAACUGCACGAAUUUUUCUUUGAGAGUUAUCGAGACACGGGACUCGAAACUUCGCGCUGGUGUCUAGAGCCACGUGCGAAGAGGUCGAAACAAAAAAAAAACUUCGCGAGAAGCUCAAGAAGUUGCGAUUCUGAGGAAGAAUAACAAAUCUACUUACAAUUAAUCACGGACUGUGAAAGUGCACAAGUUUAUGUAUAUUACAGACAAGUGGAUAAAAGAUUUGUGCACGCGAGGCAUCGAAGGACUGAAUUUUAUUACAGUGAAUGUUAUGUGUGUGGACGUGUCUUUCUUUUCUUAUCGAGAUUUUUAUACGCCGCUGUAAUAAUCUCACUGCACCCAAUUGAGGAUCAAUCCUGACCGCGGUAUCUGCGCCGUUCGAGUAGUAGAUUCUCGUCUUGGUCAGCCGCGGCUGGGACUCGUUGCGAGUGUUGCGAAGAAAUUCUUCAGCCACGAUAUCCUUAAGGCGUACGAACAUGCUGGAAUUCUACCCGUCGGCCCCAGGGCCAAACAACCACCCUGGAGAACCGGGCCAACCAUUGCUACCGACACCAACAAUGUCUUUCCCUCCAGGAAUGAACAACAAUAACUCUGAGCCAACGGUGUCGGUGAAGACGGAGGCGGGACUCCUAGAGGCGAUUUGCGCAGCUUGCGGUCGAGGCAUUGCGGACAGAUACGUAAUGCGAGUAGGAGAGAAAAGUUACCACGAGGAUUGCCUCUCUUGCGCUGCAUGCGCGUCUCCCUUGGUUCACACCUGUUUCACCCGGGAUCACAAGCUCUACUGCAGGGUGGACUACGAGCGCAUAUUCGCGGUGAAGUGCAGCCGAUGCAUGGAAAAGAUUCGAUGUUCGGAUCUCGUGAUGCGGGUGGCCGGCCUCUUCUUUCACGUCGAAUGUUUCGCCUGCUGCAUGUGCGGACAGAGCCUUCCUCGAGGGGCUCAUUUCAUCCUGAGACAGGGGCAACCCAUAUGUAGAAGAGACUUCGAGCACGAGCGUUACGUUCACAGUCCUCAAGACGACGACCUCCUGGACGAAAGUCGACCUCCGGACGGGCGGCGCGGUCCCAAAAGGCCCCGCACUAUUCUGACUUCCGCUCAGAGACGCCAGUUCAAAGCGUCCUUCGAAGUGUCGCCUAAGCCUUGCAGAAAAGUGCGCGAGGCUCUCGCCAAAGACACUGGUCUCAGUGUUCGGGUCGUGCAAGUCUGGUUCCAAAAUCAGAGGGCGAAGAUGAAGAAACUUCAGAGAAAAGCGAAGGCGGAACCUGGCGCCGAAAAGGAACCGAAGGAGGAACGCGCCGGGGAAAGUCCUCACAGCGAUCAUAGUCAUUACUUGAACGCGCUGAGCAUGCGCGACGGGGAUUCUUCCAGCUUCCCUUCGGCCACGCAGCCGCUCAACCCCAACAACCCUUACUCACCCGACGACACAUACGCGGGACAUUCCGGCGAGAGUUUCUGCAGCAGUGACCUUUCUCUGGACGGUACCGAGGCCGGGUUCGAUAUCGGGGAUGGGGAUAACGGGGGCCCGGAUGGGAGUCAUCCUGGUGGGCCUCAUUCCCAUCACGGACCUCCCCCGCACGAAGCGCCGACACUUUCCCAGAGCCUACACGCCGCGAUGCAUAAUCCGAUAGACAAACUCUUCAUGAUGCAAAGCAGUUAUUUUAGCGGCGAACACGCGUAGGGGUUUGAGCCUUGGAGGCUGGGGCUUGAUGAAGCUUAAACUGAAACUUACGCGUAAUGAAUUUCACUCGAAGAUUAUUUUUCAAACGAAACGAACAAAGUACGCGCAUGUAUGUAGAUGUACCUUUUACGAGUAGAGAUUCAACGACCUGCUGUGUAAUAUUGUUCUAGUCAGGUUUUCUUCGAUGACCCGUAGAAUUGGUAAACUAUUAUUGCUGUCGUUCGAGUUGUUGAUUUUUAAACUUACUUCCUUCUGAGAUACCGAUUAUUUUGAUCAACCAAUACUAUGAUUACUUAUAUAUAUUUUAAUUUAUUGAAAAAAAAAAAAUUAAUCACCCAGUUACGUGUAUUUAUUUCAUCGUAUAUAGCUAAAUCCAAAGAAUAAUCCGUUGCUUUAGUUUUACCGUAUAUAUAUACUUCGUUGAAACAUCGAUUUUCAGUUUUAAAUAUGAAGAUUGAUACCAAAUAAAAGAGAUGUAGAAGAAUAUUUGUAUUUACGUUUAAUAAUAAGUGUACUUUAAUAUAUUAUAAUAAUAAAAAGUU